AUUAACAUAAAAAUAAAUAAAAUCUUAGAUAUUUACUCUCUGUCCAAUUUGAAGAAUUUUGUCUUUUCCUAAGGAAACCCUUCCUUUUCGAUUCCACUGAGGAAAAUUUCCAACAACGUGAGAAAUGAUCGAAGUGGACCUGUAGCUAGAAAGUAGGAAGAAUCGAGCUUUCUGUUGGAAGAAGCAAAAACAUUGUUUAUUCUGAUUCUGGAACAAAAGGGAAAUUAGAAAAAAAAAAAUGUCGUCGCCGGACAUUGCCGGAAUACUGGAGAGCUCGAGGGAGCUCGAUCGGUUAAGGAAAGAGCAAGAGGAAGUCCUUUUAGAGAUCAAUAAGAUGCACAAGAAGCUCAAUGCUACUCCUGAGGUAGUUGAGAAGCCUGGUGAUAAUUCUUUGUCAAGGCUUAAAAUUUUAUAUACUCAGGCCAAGGAUCUUUCAGAGAAUGAAGUAACUGUUUCCAAUAACCUGUUGAAUCUACUAGAUGCUCUACUUCCAUCUGGGCCUCCAGGGCAACAACGAAGGAGAAUAGGUAGUGACCAGAAAAGGAAAAGAAUGAAGAAUGAGUCGGAUAUCUCAAGGCUUUCCCCUGCCAUGAGAAAUCAACUUGAAGCUUGUGCUAGUCUGAAGGGUGAACAGGUAGCGGCUAGGGUCACGGGUAACAAUGCUGAAAAGGAUGAGUGGUUUGUUGUAAAAGUGAUGCAAUUUGAUAGGGAAACAAAAGAAUUUGAAGUACUUGAUGAGGAGCCAGGUGAUGAUGAAGAGGGUGGCGGCCAAAGAAAGUACAAGCUACCCAUGUCAUGUAUUAUACCUUUCCCCAAGAAAAAUGAUCCAUCUAGUGUCCCUGAUUUUCCUCCUGGAAGACAUGUUUUGGCUGUUUAUCCUGGAACGACAGCACUCUACAAGGCAACUGUUGUCAGUCCGCCACGGAAGAGAAAGACAGACGAGUACUUGCUGGAGUUUGAUGAUGAUGAGGAAGAUGGCGCUUUGCCGCAACGGGCAGUACCCUUUUACAACGUAGUUGCCUUGCCUGAGGGACACCGUCAGUGAAUCCCUGUUUAUAGUUGUGUAUAAUUAAAGUUGUGCAGUGUUGUAUGCCAGACAAUUGUGUCUCCUUUCUCUUAACUAAAAGGGACACUGUUGUAGCCAACACCUUCCUGUUUGAGCUAUAAAAUUUCUAUAGUUCGACUUUGGUUUGAAAAUUUGGGAGUUCGGGUUAGAUUUCUUCUUCAAAACUCAAAAUGAAAAUGCAAGAUUGCUAUAGAUUGGAUUCUGAGAGACUGCAAGGGAGGUGAAAAUUAUCCAUAAUGCUAAAUUUUGGCUUUUUCUUUU
This is a messenger RNA of Manihot esculenta (cassava), 1327 nucleotides long. Its product is annotated as SAGA-associated factor 29 homolog A. Gene Ontology annotation, cellular component: SAGA complex. The record is from RefSeq and is a predicted model, not a curated record. NCBI's taxonomy places the organism in Eukaryota, Viridiplantae, Streptophyta, Magnoliopsida, Malpighiales, Euphorbiaceae. The transcript has 9 exons. The coding region runs from base 239 to 1045 and encodes 268 amino acids.